CGCUCCUUUCCUCAGCAGCAGCAGCAGCAGCAGCUAGCUCCCGGUACCGCUGACGGUUUAUUCACGCUUCUGCCCGGUUCUGGAGCGGUGUCAUAGAGUUCUGGGAGAUGCCGGACAUCGGAACCUGUCCCGGCUGUCUGUAGGCGGACUCUCAGCUCGGCAGGAAGCUCGGUUCUGUUUGGGUUUGUUUUUGUUAGCCUGAUCAGCUAACCGACGGUUUUAAUCGAUCGAAGCUGAACCGAACCGAACCGAACCGAACCUCGCUUGAAUGGACCGAGGCGCUCCGAAGCAAAAGUACACGAUGAGCUAACUUUGUUUAAGAAACGGACCCGAACACCAGAACGAGUCCCUGGUCUCCCAUAUGAUCACCAUGGAGCCCAGCCUCCAACCGAGCCUGCAGCCGAACCUCCAGGAGAACUCCUACAAGAUGACGGAGGAGGACGUGAAGAGGCUGAUCCAGUUCCGGGCCUCCAACGAGGCUCUGUUCACUGGGAAGAGGAACUCUGCUAAGAUCGCCUGGAGCACCAUCCUGAAGGGGCUGGGUCUGGAGGGGAAGCUGACGGCCGACCAGAUUGCCAAGAAAUGGGACAACCUGCGCACCAAAUAUAAGGACCUGAAGCAGCCCUACCAGGGUCAGGAGCACCUUGGUGCCGUGGUGGAGUCCUGGCCCUGGUUCCACAUCAUGGACGAAGCGAUGCAGGGCCGCCUGUUCAACAGCAGCCUGGUUCUGAGUCCGGACACGGCCGGCAACGCAGCCCACCACCCCGACUGUCAGCCCUGCCACAACCAGGAGAACACGGACAUCCUGGAGUUCCUCAUCAAGACGGAGAUGGACGAGACGGUGACGGGCGAGCCCAUGGAGGAAGACCAGCCGUGCCACAACGAGGCGCCGCCCGCCGGAGGCAUGCCGAUGGGAUGGAGGAGGAUGACCGAGUGCACGUACAAAAUGACCGAGGCAGAGACGGAGAGGAUGAUCAAACUCCGAGCUGCGAACGAGGCGCUGUUCACGGGCCGGAAGCACUCAGCCAAGCCCGCCUGGAGAGCCAUCCUGUAUGAGCUCGGGCUUCAGGGGAGGCUGACCACAGAACAGCUGGCCAAGAAGUGGGACAACUUGAAGAGGAGGUAUAAGGAGCUGAAGUUUCCGUCCCGCGGGGUGGAAACCAACCCCAGCUCCUGGCCCUGGUUCUACCGGAUGAACGAAGCCAUGGAGGGCCGCCUGGCCAACGCCGCGCCCAUCCUCGCCCCCAUCGUGGAGGACGGAGACGAGGAGUGCGAGCUUCUCCUGCCGACGCCAAAAAAACGGGCCAGGCGGAGCCGCGGAGGGAUGGCCGAGUUCCUGACAGAGUCCGAGAUGGAUCUGUUGGUGGAUACCGAAGAGAAGAACGGCUCGUCCGCCCUGGCAGAUCUGCACCGGAUCACCGAGUUCACCUACAAACUGACAGAGGAAGACACCAGGCGGCUGAUUGAGCUGCGAGCUGCUAAUGAGGCGCUGUUCACCGGCAGGAGGCACACAGCCAAACCCGCCUGGAGGGGAAUUGUGAAGGAAAUGGGUCUGACUGGGAAGAUUACACCAGACCAGGUGGCCAAGAAGUGGGACAACCUGAAGACUAAAUUUAAGGACCUCAAGUUUCCUCCUCGGGGCAUGGAGGCGCAGACCAACCUGGCCUCCUGGCCCUGGUUCCAGCUGAUGAGCGACGCUCUGGAGGGACGGCUGACGGGCAAAGCUCCCACGGUGACGCCGGUGUGGACCAGCGAGGAGGACGGCGUCUUCGGGGCGUCUCCGCCCCCCGACAGAGACUGCCUGAUGGGGGAGAGGAGCAGCGUGUCGGAGCUGGAGAGCAUGGCGGGAGGAGACCACAGCGAGGCUGACGGCACCGUCACGUACAUCGACGCCAGCGGGGAGGAGUGUGCCACGCCCUCAGAGCUCUCCUAUAAAAUGAGCGAUCAGGACACCAGGAGGAUGAUCAAACUCCGAGCUUCCAACGAGGUUCUCUUCACCGGGAGGAGGAACGCUGCCAAAGCUGCCUGGAGAGCCAUCCUGAAGGAGCUCGGCCUGCAGGGAAAAGUCUCCACCUACCAGAUGGCCAAGAAGUGGGACAACCUGAAGAGGAGGUACAAGGACCUAAAGUAUCCUCCCGUUGGGAUGGAGAGUGCAGCGGAUGGCGCCUCCUCCUGGCCGUGGUUCCAUCUAAUGAAUGACGCCAUGGAGGGCCGUCUGACGGGCAGCGCCCCCAUCCUCACGCCCAUUACCCAGGAUGACGAUCAGCACCCGGACCCCGCCCCCAGACGCAGGCUCCGCCUUCCCCCUCCCCAGCAGCCUUCCUCCUCCACGGACUUUGAGGAGCCGUGCGGGGGCACGCUGGGGGGCCUGGAGCGGGAGUGGGAGGCGGUGGAGCGUGAGCGAGCGGCGCUGGAGAGGGAGCGGGAGAUGGUGGAGGGGGACCGGGCGGCUCUGGAACGGGAGCGGGCGGCGCUGCAGGCGGAGCGGCUGUGGUUGGACCGGGAACGGGCGGCCGUGGAGCAGGACCGGGCUCUGAUGGAGCAGGAGAGGGCGGCGCUGGACCAGAGGGCCCUGAUGAUGAACUCUGUGGGACACCCGGGACACCUGAACAGCCUCAUGUAGGCGGGACGCUGUGGGGACGUGGACCGUCCUGGAGAGACGUCCCGCUGACGGAUGAGACGAAGACGUGCUGUGGUUCCGGACUGGAGCUGCUGGGGGGGGGGGAAGGCUGGUCCUGACUCUGGUUGAGGUCCUGGUUCCACAGGUCCAACCCGGUGCUCCCUGUGAACUUAUUGCCAAACCCGCUGGUUUGUCAAAUUAUUAUCAACCUCUUGUUUAGGUUCAUCAUCUCUCUGAAGGCUCGGGUCACACAGACUCAAAAACAAAACGUUUUUAUCACGUUUUUUUUUGUUUGUGAAAGUUCUGAGAGUCGGUGGUAAAAACCUGCCUAACAGGUGGAACAACGCCCCCUUCAGGUGAACUCUGGAACUUAUCAAGAGCAGCUGUUUGAGUCCAUCACUGGUAAAAAAAAAAAAAAGACUAAUGUUCAGAUUAGUUUUAUUUUUAUAAUCUUUGACAUUUUGCUGUGUAAUUUAUCGCCUGAGGAGAACAAUAAGAAGAACCAGCGCCUCCUGCUGCUGGAUCUGACAAUUCAAAAACUGUUUUUUUUUAUACUCUUAAUGUAAAAACUUUUUUUUUUUUUUUUUUUUGUCCCCAUGUCUGUCUCUGUUCAUCUGUAACGGUUCAGUGGAGGAUUUAAGCUCGGAGUCUUAAACUGUUUUAUAAAGAGAUCAAAUCAUC
Fundulus heteroclitus (mummichog) is the source of this 3301-nucleotide messenger RNA. RefSeq lists its product as uncharacterized. The record is from RefSeq and is a predicted model, not a curated record. The transcript is spliced from 14 exons. Lineage: Eukaryota; Metazoa; Chordata; Actinopteri; Cyprinodontiformes; Fundulidae. Bases 362 to 2623 code for a protein of 753 amino acids.